Molecule: messenger RNA, 2227 nt
Organism: Acanthoscelides obtectus
Lineage: Eukaryota; Metazoa; Arthropoda; Insecta; Coleoptera; Chrysomelidae
Source: the annotation of a GenBank genome assembly
ACCGAUGCACGACGCAUUCGUACUUUGACGUGAUUGCAGUGCACGUUGCAAGCCCAACUAGUACACACCCCCGCAUAUUCGUCUGCUUACCUGUUGCAUCCGAGGUUAGAGGCGCAUCGCACAACGAAUAUGUGUUUGAGGAGCGUCAAGGCGCCGCCGUCUACAGAAGGAGGAGGUUCGAUUCAAUCACCUAGGAGGGGCAGUCCGAGAUCACCUUGGAGGAGGCAACACAGAGAGCUUCCAAGGCCCAGAAUGUCUCGUCGUAUCGUGCCUAGUGCCAGAGUGAACCUCAACAACUAUUGGCCAAAGUUCGAGGAGAUGUCAACGCAAAGCUCGUUAUUAGUCACAUUUGACCUACCAGCGAGUAGCGACAUCUUGCGGAGUUCUUUGUACUCCACCUUUCAUGACAACGAGAUCAACGAGAAUCUCGUCAACGAAUUGAUGGAGCUUGGUAAAAAUUGAAGUUUUAGGUUAGAAUUAGUUUUAGUUUUUAGGUUAGAUUCAUCGUAUGGUCUUCCACUGGGUUUCCAGUUUCGUUGCUUUAAGAAUUGUUUGGUUAAGCUGACUUUCAAAAAGUGCAAUUGAUUUUUCAAAAAGCCGUGCAAUAUUUAUUUUUCGAGAAUGUGCAAUUAAAAAAUCGCGUGAUAGUUUUUUUAGGAUUACGGUAUACAACUUCAUACGAAACUAUUUAACAACCAUUCAACCUGCAGUUGAUGCUUCGCAGAUUGACCUAAACUGUGCAUUCAGAUCCUUCCAUAACAAUUCCGCUUUUAUUUUCUGCAAGCUAUAGAGACAUUUUUGUACCGGGAUUAUUUAACAAAUUCUCUAAUGAAGCUGUAUUUUGUGAUAUUUUUUGUGAUAUUGGUUAUAUCUAUCUACUUACUGCUUGAUUAUGUAAGAAGUAUACGCCUUCUGUUUUUCAUUUGUAUAUAAAAAGUAAAAAGCACCUUUCAUUUUUGCUCAAGCUUUACAACUGAUGCUUUAAUUAGAAUAUUAGCGAGGACCAAUCCUCUAAAACGUGCAAUACUUUCAAAAAAGGGUUCACAUAGACACAAUUUUGUUAAAUGAAAAUGAAUAUUCAAAUAGCUAUAAUUUAAGGACGCUGUUUUGAUUACAACUUUUUCAAUUUUGCAGAAUAUCAGACCUUUAUAUCAUCAUUUAGAGUUUCAAAACAUGAGAAAAGAAAAUUUCAAGAUAUUCAGACAAAUUAUAUCUGCCGAUAUCUAUUAUGUAUGUAUGUGAACCUUUCAAGCUUUAACUAGAUUGUAAGUUAUUCGACUGUGAUAUGAAAAAGCUUUAAUGUUUUUAGUAUACUUGCUUUUAUACAUUUCCAUUGAAAUUAAGUGUAACUUUGUUUCAUGAAGUUUUUUGAUGGAAACAUAGGCCGACAAAGUGUCAAUUUGAUUUGUAUAUAAGACUGCUUAGUUAUGCUACCCAUUUAGUGCUAGUUUUGUCCUCCAAAUGCACUCAAAUUAGUAUAGUUUCGCACCUUUACUUUAAUAACUAUAGGAAGAUUCGGAGAUGUUUGAAUUGGUUUCCUUUAAAAUUGAUCUUCAUGGUCAUUGGCUUAAAACGUAAAAGCAACGGAUUUGAUUUUAAGCUCAAUUCUAGAAAAAGUAAAAUGAUAUCUUUUCUCUAAAGCUCAUUUUGUCAAUCUAAUAUCUCUGCAUCUUGCUGUAUAUCGCACAUCACUUUAGCUUAAUCUUUGAGUUAGCUUAGACAUGCUCAAGCAAGCUAUGUGAUAUGUGUAAUAUUUUAUUUUUUUUUUGGUUUUGUUUAUUUUUGUGUAUUUUUCCUGUGAUAUCAGCUUAACAACGAUGAUUUCCGAAGUUUUAUUUAUAAUUUUUCAGAAAAUCUAGGUUUAGGCUUUUUAUAGUUUUAGCCUAAUUUUUAUGAUAUAUCUCUUCCGUUUGUCUUUCAGUAGGUAUAAGGCUGCGAGCUAGCUUUGUUCUCAUUUUUCUAGUAUGUAAGAUCGACUUGUACAUAUUAUUUGUUUUUGCAUGUUCCGUAAAUAAACAUCUGAAACCUUUAAUUGAUCAGUGUUUAUUUUUUAUUUUAUAUCAUGACCAGUUCAAAAUGUAUCUGUAACAGUCCAUACCACGGCGUUAAAAGGCAUUAUUCAUAUCAGCAAUUAUUUUAGAAGGGUUAAUAAUGUGCAACAGGUAUUUAGUUACAUGGUUAGAUGGCAGCACUGUUAUCUUUUCUACAAAUUCAACCUGAUAUGAAU